AUGACGCUUUUCAAUACUAGCGUUGUUGCAGGAUACCUGAGUCUUCUCCCGCUAAUUAUACUAUACACAGAUGGCUAUAUAGAAAAGACGCUCAUCUACUUGCAUGCCCUUGGAAUCACUUGCAUUUUGUACAUUCUAGUGAACUCGACAACAGACGAUACAACAACAACAGCUAGUGCAGAUGGAAAUGAGAUUUACGGCCUAAGACAUUUGCUCUUCAAUCUGGAGCUGCCUCCCAAAACUCUUUGGUUUAACAUGGGCUUGUGGAGCAAGAAAAACAUGAGUUUUCCCGAGGCUUGUGAGAACCUAGUUCAUGCAGUUGCAGACAAAAUGGACAUCAAUCCAAAUGCGUCAGUAUUAGAUGUUGGUUUUGGAUGUGGUGACUCGUGUCUCUUAUUAGCCGAUAAAUAUAAAUCCAAGGUUACGGGUAUUACGAAUGAAUUGUCGCAAUGGAAGAUUGCAAACGAGCGGUUGACAAGCUCACAAUGGAAGCAAAACAUUACACUCUUACAUGGAUCAGCAGACGACCUCGAUCAGAUAUUGCCAUCCACAAGCACGUUUGAUUAUAUCACAAGCAUCGAUUCAGCCUAUCAUUACAAUACUCGCUGGCACUUUUUGGAGAAGGCUUUCAAAAGACUCAAUCUGCAUGGUUCUAUUGGACUGUACGAUCUAGCCAUUGAAGCCGAUUUUCUACACAACGCAUCUCCAAUGCAAAAGAAUAUCUUUAAAUUCGUGUGCGAUACAGUGCAUAUACCUAUCCAAAAUCUGGUUACGGUUGAAGAGUACGAGGAGCGUCUGGAAGAUAUUGGCUAUGAGGAUGUGCAGAUUGAGCAGCUGGAAAGACACCUCGUAUUUGGUGGAUUAUCUCGUUCAUUUGAUCAACAGUACACUACAGCAAUGAAGUAUGGCAUUGGUGUCAGUCUUUCAAAUAGAAUCUUUUUAAAAGUGUCAAGUUUCUUGUUUGGCUUGUUGGGAUCAAAGCCCUGGCUAGUGCCUAUCAUUGUAAAGGGUGUCAAACAACAUGAGGAUGGUGAUGGACCAUGA
Mucor velutinosus is the source of this 1044-nucleotide messenger RNA. RefSeq lists its product as uncharacterized. The record is from RefSeq and is a predicted model, not a curated record. Bases 1 to 1044 code for a protein of 347 amino acids. NCBI's taxonomy places the organism in Eukaryota, Fungi, Mucoromycota, Mucoromycetes, Mucorales, Mucoraceae. The transcript is spliced from 4 exons.